AUGGGGUGGCCUCUACGAUGGCAACAAUCACUCCCCUCUUCUCCUGAACUGGGUGAAUUUCAUCUCGACGCUUCCUAUUUGGAAGCCUCGUCUCGGUUGGCAGGCUGGCACAUUAACUUAAUGCGUCUGCUAUCGGAGGAAAUGUUGUCCUACUUCCGCCUGAGCAAUCUGACCCAGGAGGCGCCUCGUUCAUUGGGUGAAUAUUUCUUUUUGUUCUAUCCUUAUUUCUUGGGUACUUUAUUCGUCUUCAGUGGCAAAUUGUUUCACACUUUACCUGAUGCAGCGGAAGCCUUAACUCAUGCCUUAGAGGUUCAUCCCCUUCCUCUGAGUGCUAUGGAGAUAAUGAGGCGAGGGCGAGUUAUCCUAGAAAGAAGGGCCCUCCCCUUUUCAUCUUCAACCCCGACCGGUGGGGCUUCCUCAGCUAAUCCACCGCCCAAACAUGUUCGGCGAAGACCUGCCGUCCAACCUGCUCUUUUGGCUCGUCCUACUCGCCCUCGAACUACUCGCGUACCUCAAUCAGCUGCUCGUGCUCGCCCCCGAGCCCCACGUACGGCUCGGCCUAUUGCUACGACAUCCCCAUUGGAGAACCCUCCCCGGUCCUCUUACAUCCCUGGUCUGGGUCUUAGUGCAAGGCUUAUGGGCCUUGGCGGAAGAACGGGCAACGUCUCCUUUGCUGAUCCGGAUUUCAGAGAAGCCUCACAGGCGGCUCGUCGGGCUCAUGCCACGAAUGAACGCAUGAGUUAUAGUGUUCCUUCUCCUUCUAGACGCCGGACUCGACCGCCUUCCGAUGAUUCUGACUCUGACGAUCAACCACUAUCUCAGAGACGCCGGCGUCAAGCUCCUCGCCCGACAUCCGACUCUGGCCCAUCAUCUGUCCCUUCUCCUCCUCCGAAUGCGGCUAUCUCUCUUACACACCCUCAGGUGACUCCUCCUUCAUUCCCGAGUCAGGCGGCUAAUCCUCCUACUUCAUCUAUUAAUCGAACCGAGUCGUCAUCUAUUCCUCCUGCCCCCUCGCAACAUGCUCAGGCCGAUGGAGCCAGCCCCUCGCAACCUGCUCAGGCCGAUGAAAUAGGUCUCUCGGAGCGACCUUUCCAUAUCCCACCUACAGUACCUCCUCCAGGACCUUCUUCAGCUCCUUCCGAUGAAACCACCGAGCCUUCCGCUCCUCCGAACUCCGCUGCGGGUCCCUCAGGCCCUCCUCCACCUAUUUAUCGAAAGUAUUGCACUACUCUUCCUUCUGAAGAGCAAUUAUGGGAUCAGACAAAUAUUCCUACCAGCUCCUUAACAAUGAAAGGUCGUCUGGCCACUAUAUGGGAAGAAAGCAUGCGGCAUAUGAAUUCCCUAUCUUCUCUAGCCCAGAUGGACCAAUUUGCAGAAUUAUACACUAAGGCCUGUGCGCAAUCUCUGAUAAUGGAUCAUUCUUUCCACACAACUUAUCAUCAGAAGAAGAUGUUGCAAGAUCGUGUUGCUGAACUGGAAACACAACUGAACGAUCUAGCCCAGGCCAGUUAUGCUUUGCGAGCGGAAAUAAAAGAGCUGACCAGAAGGAAGAAUAGUCUAGAAGUGUCCUUAGCUCGAUCCAACCAUGAACUUAAAGAUCUCCAGAAGAAGAUAAGUCAAGCUGAUACUGUACACCAACAGAAUAUGGAUCAGCAGGCUUUAGAGCAGCAAAGAGCUAUGGACCAGUUGUCUCAAAAACUGCGUGCGGUCGAAACUCUGGUGCGGGAUCAGGAUCAAAAGUUAAAAUCGCAGGAGGUCCUUUUACAAUCCCAGGAGUCCCGUCUGAGUUCCCAAGCGACAGACCUGGCUACUGCUAAAAAUGAACUAGCUCAGGCUAGAGCCACAACAGAGGGCAUGUCAACUGCUCUAACAAUUUAUAGAGAAGGAGAGAACGACCGCUGUUUGCAGAGCCGUGCUGCGUAUCUGCGUUCUUCAGAAUUUUAUGCCCAAAUGGGACAUCAUUUUUCCACGUCUGUUAUCUACGGAGCGGGUGGAGCUUUGCGGCAGCUUCACGAGCAAGACUAUUUAAAAUCCCUUCCCCCUCCCGAAUUCUUGGACCACGAUCGAAUCCUUAAAGAAAUAUCAGACGAUAUAUUCGAUCCUUUCGAUAUACAAUGA
Zingiber officinale is the source of this 2118-nucleotide messenger RNA. RefSeq names its product protein transport protein sec31-like. The transcript has 2 exons. NCBI's taxonomy places the organism in Eukaryota, Viridiplantae, Streptophyta, Magnoliopsida, Zingiberales, Zingiberaceae. The record is from RefSeq and is a predicted model, not a curated record. The coding region runs from base 1 to 2118 and encodes 705 amino acids.